Sesamum indicum (sesame) is the source of this 1178-nucleotide messenger RNA. RefSeq lists its product as uncharacterized. The record is from RefSeq and is a predicted model, not a curated record. Lineage: Eukaryota; Viridiplantae; Streptophyta; Magnoliopsida; Lamiales; Pedaliaceae.
ACCCCGCAAAAUUUGCCCCCUAAUCUACAACUUCACUUGUCCUUUCCUUAAAAUAGUUGAUUCCUGGUACUUUAAAAACUCAAUAACUUCUCCUCUCUCAGCUCCAAAACAUGUUAAAUCACUUGGACAACCUCUUCACAGGUUACCAAGAAAUGAAGUUCCGGAUAGAGCUGAAGUGAUAGUCUGAGCAGGUGUGGAAAAGGGUUCUUGAAUUCACCUCAAGAAAUUCAAUUUGUGGUAUGAUUUUCGCAGGCUCUUUUCAGUUUCUUUUACUGUGUUUACUUACAGUUGAAAAGGGUGCUUAAAGAUCCGAUUUUUACUGCAAAUAGAGCCCACGAAAGGGUGCUAGUGAAGAAAGAUCCAGUGGUUUUCUUGAAUGUAGUGAAAAAUGAGGGAUUUUCCUUCUUGUUUUGGUGAGAAUGGAGUUCAGGUUGCUGAUGCUUCUUGUUCAAGCUUAGGUGUGAGUAAACCCUCCCAGAAUUCUGUUACCUGCUUGUACAAAUGUAAAUUGCUUGGUAAAUCUUGCUUGAUCAGCAUUGUGUGGAGCAAGAAUUUGAUGGGCCAAUGCCUUAGUGUUGAAAUAGACGAUGCAUCUCAUCAGUGCAUCUGUAAAGUGGAUGUGAAGUCUUCUUUGUUUUCAAAGAGAAAAGGGUCCAGGCCUUUACUGGUGAAUUCAAGUAAAAUUGAAGUGUUUUGGGAUCUCUCUGUGGCGAAAUUCGGAUCCGGGCCGGAGCCUUUGGGGGGCUAUUACGUAGCAGUUGUCUUUAAAGGGGAGAUGUUUCUGCUAGUUGGGGAUCUGAGGAAAGAAGCACUCAAGAAAACUGGAGCAGUUGCUUCAAUUUGCAGUGCAGUCUUGAUUUCCAAGAGGGAACACAUUUCUGGAAAGAGGGUAUAUGGUACUAAGGCACAAUUCUGCGAUAAUGGGCAGAUUCAUGACCUGAGAAUCGAAUGCGAUGCAAAUAGCAACGAUGAUCCAUGCCUCAUGGUUCGUGUCGAUGCAAAAACCGUUAUGCGGAUUAAUCAUCUCCAGUGGAAGUUCCGGGGGAAUUACACAAUCUUGGUCGAUGGGCUGCCGGUGGAAGUGUUCUGGGAUGUGCAUAACUGGUUGUUUGGUCCAAGCUUAGGGAGUGCAGUAUUCAUGUUUCAGACUAGUUUUUCAGCAGACAAGUGUUGGAACA